UUUGGAAAGAAUUUUCCUUUUUUUAAGCCAGCUCAAGAACACCUUUUUUCGUUAGAGGAUUCACAAACCAGUAAAUCGUUAUGUUGUAGUCAACGUGUAACCUGUUUCUGUGGGACCCAUCCCACGAUAAAAGCGGGCACCUUCCUCACUACAACGUUAUAGCUUUACCAGUUCUGAGAAUACAAAUUGACGAGGAAAAUUCUAAGAGCAUUUUUAUAUAGAUUUGUGAAGUAUACCCAGGGAGGUACAUUGCUGAGAAAUAGGGUAUUGACAUUUCUACUUUUCUCAAAAUCAUCAGUAUCGCGUCAACCAUGAAAGUUUUCAAUCUGAAGGCCAUGAAAGUUUUUAAUCUGAAGCAGUGGCUGCUGCUCUUCCUGUGUACCCACAUCAUCUUCCCGAGUCUCUCCAUGGCGGAUGAUUUGUCAGACGAAUUAUUGGUCAAUAUUAACAAGUUUAGACAAGACAUGAAGCUUCCUGUUCUGACCCAAAAUGAAAAUGCCGCUUGUUUGGCAAAGCAGAUAGCGGAUCAGUUCAAAGGCCAAGUAUGUAGUAAUUCUACAGGUGAAGACACUGUGCCUGGCACAGAACCUCAAUUUCCAAACUAUCCACAGUUUUUGGAAAAUUGCCAUCUGAAUGUAUCUGAUACCAAAGAUGGAGUAGUUAUGCCGGAUUGUGUUCCUGGUUUAGAUCCACAGAUAGCAUUUCAGAAUUACACGCAUUCACAAUAUAUUCAGAAUGUCAAUGACACAAAAUUUGUAUCGGCUGGCAUUGCUUCUGAAGACAAUUGGUUUGUGCUGGUUCUGGCUACCAAUACAACUGGUGGCAAUUUCCAAACUUAUAACAGAGGCACCAUGCAUUAUAUUAAUAAGUUAUUGUCCUUACUGCCAAUCUUGGGGGCGUUGCUUCUAGCAGCCUGAAGCCCCAAUUUGUCAAUUUUGAUUAUUUAGAUUCCAUAUAGUUUGAUAUGGUCUAAAAAUCACAUUCCCAGUAGGAUUUAGAUGAAGUGAGCAUGUCAUAAGAACAAUCUCGAUGCCCAAAUCCACUGAACCUAGAGCCCACAUAUUAGUUGCUUUGGGCAUUGUGGUCUGUUCUACUUCUCCCAAAAUUUAUUUGGAUGAUUUUCAUUCACUUUAAACUAACUCAUGUUCAGUUUCCAAAAAGCUUUGCUAUCAAAUUAUGUUAUCUAAUUCUAACAUUCUAUAAGCGUAGUUUUAUUCUCUUUCUA
Cryptomeria japonica (Japanese cedar) is the source of this 1225-nucleotide messenger RNA. RefSeq lists its product as uncharacterized. The transcript is spliced from 2 exons. Lineage: Eukaryota; Viridiplantae; Streptophyta; Pinopsida; Cupressales; Cupressaceae. The record is from RefSeq and is a predicted model, not a curated record. Bases 312 to 917 code for a protein of 201 amino acids.